Helicoverpa armigera (cotton bollworm) is the source of this 1922-nucleotide messenger RNA. RefSeq lists its product as uncharacterized. Gene Ontology annotation, biological process: glutathione metabolic process. Lineage: Eukaryota; Metazoa; Arthropoda; Insecta; Lepidoptera; Noctuidae. The coding region runs from base 160 to 1770 and encodes 536 amino acids. The transcript has 11 exons. The record is from RefSeq and is a predicted model, not a curated record. Gene Ontology annotation, molecular function: glutathione transferase activity.
CGCGAUACAUGAUUCGUGUAUUCAGGCUUGAAGGCGUUAUCGAGGGUCUUUUUAAAUCGGUUAGGUUAUAAGGGUAAUAACAUCGAGUCCAAGGCUAGCCGCUUUAGUAUUAUUUUCUCUGUUAACAGCGAAUCACGGUGUGAGAUAGAACAAUCCAGAAUGACCUUAGACUUGUAUUACGCCCCUGGGUCGGCACCAUGCCGAGUGGUCCUGCUCGUAGCAGCAGCCCUCGACGUCCAUUUUAAUCCCCACAUCUUAAACUUAAGAAAUGGCGAACACCUCACACCAGAAUUUUUGAAGCUGAAUCCCCAACACACAGUGCCCACACUAGUCGACGGCGACUUCUCUCUAUGGGAGUCAAGAGCCAUCGGCAAAUACUUGGUGAACAAAUAUGGUGGAGAGAACAACGACUUGUAUCCUAGUGAUCCUAAAGCCAGGGCGAUCGUCGACCAGAGACUAGACUUCGAUUUGGGAACGCUUUACCCAAGAUUUGGAAACUACAUAUAUCCUCAAAUCUUCGGUGGAGCGAAAGCCGAUGAGGCUCUACUCAAGAAGCUGGAGGAAGCUCUGCAGUUCCUCAACACAUUCCUCGAAGGUCAGAAGUACGCUGCGGGUGACAAACUGACCUUGGCAGACCUCAGUCUCGUGGCGACUGUGUCCACUAUAGACGCCGUCGACAUCAGCCUGAAGGAAUAUCCCAACGUUGAAAAGUGGUUCGAGCUGGUGAAAGCGACUGCCCCAGGAUACCAGGAAGCAAAUGAAGCUGGACUUAAAGCAUUCAGAGCUAUGGUAGCGCAGUUAAAAGCUAAAACUGAAUUGUACACUGGUACCCAGCUGAAUCCGGUUACACUGGAAGCCGACCCCGAAAAAAGGCUCGGAAAUGGUGGAAUAAAACUUCUAACUUUUUACGUUUUUGAUCUAUCUAUAUCUAUGUUUUCUCCAAAACAUCGAGGUACCUACAUCAACAGAUUUUUAUUGGCUUUCACUGGGAAAAAGUUGGGUAACUAUAGGAAAAGCUUUGGCCAUUUCAAAAUAUAUUUUUUUAUAACAAUGAGUUCCUUGCGUAAGACACCUGAAAUGGAAACAUAUAUAAAUGGAGAACAAUUCAGAAUGUCCAUAGACUUGUAUUACGCCCCUGGGUCAGCCCCGACCCGUCUGGUCCAGCUGGUAGCAGCAGCCCUCGACGUACAAUUAAAUCCGCAUAUCUUAAACUUAAAAAAUGGCGAACACCUCACACCAGAAUUUUUGAAGCUGAAUCCGCAACACACAGUGCCCACACUAGUCGACGGCGACUUCUCUCUAUGGGAGUCAAGAGCCAUCAUCAGAUACUUGGUAUACAAAUAUGGUGGAGAGAACAACGACUUGUAUCCUAGUGAUCCUAAAGCCAGGGCGAUCGUCGACCAGAGACUAGACUUCGACUUGGGAACGCUUUACACAAGACUUGGAAACUACAUCUAUCCCCAAAUCGGCGGAGCGAAAGCAGAUGAGGGUCUACUCAAGAAGCUGGAGGAAGCUCUUCAGUUCCUCAACACAUUCCUCGAAGGUCAGAAGUACGUUGCGGGUGACAAACUGACCUUGGCAGACCUCAGUCUCGUGGCGACUGUGUCUACUAUAGACGCCGUCGACAUCAGCCUGAAGGAAUAUCCCAAUGUUGAAAAGUGGUUCGAGCUGGUGAAAGCGACUGCCCCAGGAUACCAGGAAGCAAAUGAAGCUGGACUUAAAGCAUUCAGAGCUAUGGUAGCGCAGUUUAAAGCUAAAACUGAAUUGUAAGUGUAGCCGGUGUAGCAGCAUAAUACAAUCUUGUAUUUAGAGGUAUGAAAGUAAAACAGGAGCCGCAUUUACUAGCAGUAGGUAGUUUUAAAACGCGAAUUUUUGUAUGAAACUGUAGUAGAAUAAAAAUACAUAUUUAUACUUAAAGCAAA